Messenger RNA from Kogia breviceps (pygmy sperm whale), 672 nucleotides. Its product is annotated as mastin-like. Gene Ontology annotation, molecular function: serine-type endopeptidase activity. Lineage: Eukaryota; Metazoa; Chordata; Mammalia; Artiodactyla; Physeteridae. Gene Ontology annotation, biological process: proteolysis. The record is from RefSeq and is a predicted model, not a curated record.
AUGCAGGGCGGGGGCCAGAUGCUGUGGUUGCUGUUCCUGACCCUCGCAGGCCUGGGGGGCCCCGUGCCUCUGUCCCCAGAUCCCGAUCUGGGGAGGGAGCGGAAUGGCACCGUGGGGGUGCGCGAUGCCCCUGCCGGCCGGUGGCCGUGGCAGGUGAAGCAGAUCAUCCGACACCCCAAGUUCAACUACAGCCUGUCUGGAGGGGGUGGGGACAUCGCCCUGCUGAGACUGGAGGCCCCUGUGGUGCUCUCCCAUCACAUCCACGUGGUCUCACUCCCACCUGCCUCACUGAGGGUCCCAGAGAGGAAGAUGUGCUGGGUGACCAGCUGGGGCUACAUCAGGCUCAGCGCGCCACUGCCCCCGCCCUACCACCUGCAGGAGGUGAAGGUGCCCAUCAUGGGGAACGAGGUCUGUAACCAGCGCCAUCAGAACUCUUCUGCAGACACCACCAACCAGAUCAUCCAGGAUGACAUGCUGUGCGCAGGGAGCAAGGGCCGGGACUCCUGCCAGGUGGGACCCCAGACUCACCCUUGGAAUUGCACCUGGGUCCAGGUGGGGGUUGUCAGCUGCAGCCGCUGGUGUGGUCUUCAGGACUUCCCUGGGGUAUACGCCCAGGUGACAGGCUACGUGUCCUGGAUCCGCCAGCAUGUCCCUCUGUUCCCCGGGCCCUAG